UAUAUUAUUUUAAUCGCCGUAUCGGUGCCGUAUCCAUAUCCUAUUUUUUAGAGAUUUGCCGUAUCGGCGUAUCGUAUCGUAUCGUAUCGCCGUAUCCGUAUCGGUGCAACAUAGCUCUGUAUUGUUUCUGUUUAUAUUUGAUGGUUGUGGCACAUGACAUUUCCAUCAAUUAAUUUGUUUGAAAUGUUUUGUUAGGGAUGUGAUUGAGUUGCUAGCAAAUGAUAAGACAAAAUUUCACUUGAAAAGAAGAAGGCCUUUAUCAUGAAGUUCAUGAAAAAAGAUUAGAAAACUAAUUUCAAGCCAGGUUCAGUUCCAAUUAUGUAUUAUUAAUUAUACUUUUUAGGGUUCCGAUACGAUACGGCCCCAAUACGUAUCUGAUAUGCCACGUGGCAUAUCAUAGACUUUUCUGGGCUGUUGACUUUACGAUACAGCUCCGAUACCCCAUCGAUACGGUCCCGAUACGUCAAGGGAUAAAAGUGAAAAUAUUUUGAAAAUUUGGGGGUGAUUUUGAAAGUUAUUGAAUAUUUGGGGUUAAAAUGUAAACUUAAAACUUAGAAUUUUAAAGACCCUGCCUCUGUUGAGAGGCUAGUUCUUUUGGGCGAUUCAGACGGCAACCAAAAAGGAAAAAGAAGAAGGAAGAAGGAAGAAGGAAGAAGGAAGAAGGAAGAGAACCCACCAGCAAUCGCCGUCACACCCGUCGCCAUCGCCAUCUCAGAUUCAUUUGGUUGGGUGGGUUUCUUACGCAGCUCAAGUUUGUGGAGAUUUUCCGUAUCGGCGUAUCGUAUCGUAUCGUUUUACCCGUAUCCAUAUCGGUGCAACAUAGCUUCAAAGUCCCUCAUCCAAACACACACUUAGUUAAACGCUUUGAGUGGAAUCAAAUCGUAAUGCCUGAGUGAGGUUAAUGCUCUGAGUUGUUAAAGCUGCAGGCAUCUAUUAUUCAGGACAGAGCUGCAAUCUUCAUUCCCCUGUUAUUUGGAUGCUCUGAUUGAGAGUGGUAGAGAGUGAUUCUGCAGCCAUGUCUGUGACCAAGACUCGGACAAGUAGCUUCUCCCGCAACUUUGCAUCUGCAAACUCAUCUCAAAUCCCCGGACUCAAGCAUGGCCCUAAUGGCACAAUGUUUAUUUCAUCUGGGAUACCAGACCUUGAUAAGAUUUUAGGUGGUGGGUUUUCUCUAGGAAGCCUAGUCAUGGUGAUGGAGGAUGCGGAAGCACCUCAUCAUAUGCUUUUGCUUAGGAAUUUUAUGUCUCAAGGACUCGUUCACAAUCAACCCCUUCUCUAUGCAAGCCCAUCUAAGGACCCAAGACAAUUUCUUGGUACUUUGCCUAGUCCAGCGGUACCCAAAGAUGAUAAGUCUAGUCAUCGAGAUCCUGACCAGGAGAAAGGAUUGAGGAUAGCUUGGCAAUAUAAGAAGUAUUUUGGUGAAAAUCAGCACAGUUUUGAUAGUCAAGGUGGAAAACAUGAGUUCUGCAAUGAAUUUGACUUGCGGAAGCCCUUGGAGAGGCAAUUUCUAAGUGGCAAGCAUAUAGAUUGCAUUAGCAUUCAAGAUUCUCCAAAUCUUGUUACCCUUAAUGACCGUUGUGCCACAUUUUUAUCUCAAUUUCCAAGAAGUGAUGGAAGCAUUUCUUCUGUUGGUCGUAUUGCCAUUCAAUCGUUCUGUGCUCCACAGUGUGAAUUUUCCAACAUGGAAUGGGAAAUGCUUUCCUUUGUUAGAUCUCUAAAAGGCAUGGUUAGAUCUUCAAAUGCAGUUGCUUUUGUGACAUUUCCACCUAAUCUUCUUUCGCCAUCCUCCUGUAAAAGAUGGCAGCACAUGGCGGACACCUUGCUGUCGGUCAAAGCAAUUCCAGACGAGGACAAGGAAUUGGAAAAACUCCUUACUGGUUACCAGGACAUGGUUGGCCUUCUGAAUGUGCAGAAAGUAGCACGUCUUAAUACACAGGUUCCUGUGAUUCUUGAGGCAACAACCUUGUCAAUAAAGUUGAAAAAACGGAGGUUUAUGGUUUUAGAAUGCCUAAACCAAGCCCCUAUUGAUGGCUCAAGCGGGAGUUCAUAUGGCACUACCGGUAGUUGUUCUGUGUCCUCUAAAAGUGGGACGCUUGAUUUUUAGCUCCCAACUUCAUAUUCAUUUUAGAAAUGUCAUUGAUAAGAAAUUCAGUUUGUUACGGUAAAAUAUAAGAAUCAGCCAUCAACCAUGAUUGCAAAAAAUUCCUAAGAGCCAGGAGUUUCAUGCAGGGCUGCUCGUGUAUUCUCGGCAAUUUAGGCCCUUUUUUUUUUA
Molecule: messenger RNA, 2272 nt
Organism: Prunus persica (peach)
Lineage: Eukaryota; Viridiplantae; Streptophyta; Magnoliopsida; Rosales; Rosaceae
Product: elongator complex protein 4
Exons: 10
Coding region: 1016-2104 (362 amino acids)
Biological process (GO): tRNA wobble uridine modification
Cellular component (GO): elongator holoenzyme complex; cytoplasm; transcription elongation factor complex
Source: RefSeq, a predicted model, not a curated record